UACAAUCCGCCGCCAUCCAUCCGAUCAUAACCCGAACCAGCACCAAACCGGAAAGACGAAGCCGCCAUGCCUCCCUACGACGAGCAAGCCAUAGUCAACAAGAUCAUCUUCGAGGGUCCGCUGUCCAAGGACCCCGAGCGUUGGACCAAGUGGCGUACCUUCCUCACCAACCGUGCUGUCCAAGACUGGGACAUCCCUCUCGAAGGCGCGGAGGAGACCGAGGCCGUGAGGCUCAUCCGGUCCAUUAUCGAGGCUCAACUGGAAGGUCGGAUGACCCUUCUGUCUGCAAUCCUUAGAGUAUGUGGCGUUUGGGACGGGAUCAUUGUGGAGAAUCAAACCAUGGAGGAGUACGUCGAGGAUGUGGAUAAAUCCAUUGCGAGUGUCGAAAGCCUCAAAGAUAUCGCAGUACUCACGAAACUUGCUCUGAUCAAGAGUAACUCGGAAUCCUUUCUGCGGAACAUGCCAAGCUUGUCGGAGCUGACUGAGAUGCAGAACACAUUCGAAGACCUUCAUCUAAGGGUUCAAGCGCGCAAAGAACCUGAAAAUAUCAACCGAGACAUCGUGCGUAAAUCCACAACUGGCGAACUUGUUUUCUUUCAGUCGGUAUUCGAUUGGGAACGUUGGUUGGCUCUGGAAGAAGGUCAGAACCUCCUUGACCAUUUCGUUGCACGGUUGAACUCCGGUGGGAAUCGCGAGGUUCGCGACAGGCAUCUCUUGAGUUUUCAGAGGGCAUCUGAUGCCGCCAAGGUCUUGAAGACCAUCAACGAGGCAAAGUACGGAGCCGUGGCGAAAGCCCUGGAUGACUUCUUUGAGAACCUCAAUGUCGUCCUGACUUUGGCUCAAUGGGACCGACCAGUCCCUGAGAGGAGAGCUGAUGACGAAAGGGUGCUCGCGGCAGCAAAAGGGGUCCGGGAAUCGCUUCGCUACAUGUGCGGCCCCGAAUGGAAGGCUUUGAUAAACGUCUUCAUCUAAUCGAUG
Molecule: messenger RNA, 978 nt
Organism: Fimicolochytrium jonesii
Lineage: Eukaryota; Fungi; Chytridiomycota; Chytridiomycetes; Spizellomycetales; Powellomycetaceae
Exons: 1
Coding region: 67-972 (301 amino acids)
Source: RefSeq, a predicted model, not a curated record